Molecule: messenger RNA, 5724 nt
Organism: Porites evermanni
Lineage: Eukaryota; Metazoa; Cnidaria; Anthozoa; Scleractinia; Poritidae
Source: the annotation of a GenBank genome assembly
AUGGUUGGAAGCCAUGUUGUUGUUCCAAAACUUCAGUAUAAAUCAGGCCUUAAAGAGAUGAUGCAGAAAAAGGCAGAAAACUUGUAAGUGGCUUUAAUGACUUAAAAAGACUACAAAAACCUUUUUUUAGCUGGAACAUUCUUAUAAUGAUAAACAUUGCAUGGUGAGAUAAUUAAGGCACUUCUGGCAAAAGAUCAGAAAACCCUACACUCGCUCUUAUAAUUGGCCACCCACAAAUUGUAAACUUAAGGUUUUUUUGUCCCACCACCCCAAGAGAAAUAAUUUUGAUUUCUAAUUUCCUUUUUUGCUAAGUAUGCUGGAGCCAGUGAAUAUACCUAUAAUUACAUGUAACUGAUUCCCCUGGCCAACUCAAAAUCUCCUUAAAACCUUGUAGCAGUUGCAGUACUGUAUUAAUUGUUAAUCUUAUUUAUUUUGUCAGAAAGCAGCAGGGAUCCUCAGUAUAUUUGAUAGAGAUAGGUGGUUCAUCUUACACAGGGAUGUUUGGUUACUUGACUACAUUUCAAGAGAUGAUAGAACAGGUACACUGUAUGAACUAUAUGGGUUAUUUGACAUGCAUUUUGUAGGUUAAAAGAAUAUUCAGGUUAAUAAAAUCUACCCUGGUUAAAGAAUUUGGGUAGAUUUAUUUCCUUUGUCUCAUUACACUAUACAUGUAAUAUUAUUCACGAACUGAGCUUAAUAGGAGGCAAAGGAAAUUGAGUGAAGUUGGUUUAAAAAACUGAAUUUAAUUUUGUCUAUAAUACAUAUUCUAUGUAGCUAUUCAUAAAAAGAUUUUUAAGGUCCUAAGUGACUUUUCAUCUCAAUAUUAUUUAUUUUAAGCAAAUAAAACAAACUAAGGCAAUUUGAAAAGAAAAUCUACAUUUACAUUGUAGCACUGAUAUACCUGCCAACUCUCACGCCUGCGGGUUGAAAACUUCGAUCUCACGCCAGCUCACGCUUGUGGGCCAAUUUCUCACGCCUGAUUGAAAAAUGUGAGUUGUUGCCGUCUUGCUUGACACAAUUUCCAAAACUAUGUUAACUCAGACCCAUGUAAGGAACGAAAACCAUGUGUAAAAUGAAUAAAUGACAAUACCUUCCUCGCCAUCUCUGAUUUUGUGGAUAAGCGUUUUCUCGAUAACUUCGCCUUCGGCAGACUUCGGAAGACUUCGGACUUCUUCGGAAGACUUCGGACUUCUUCGGAAGACUUCGGACUUCUUCGGGAAUCUUCGGAAAAGAUCGUGUCGUCUCCAAAAAUCCCAGCACUCCCAGGAUAACAAUCUCACGCUUAUAUCUCAGAAAAAGUUGGCAGGUAUACACUGAUCAGAAUUCCCUUGACAGAAAUUUUUUUUCAGGAAGCAUCUUAAAUGUCAAAGUUUCUCUGUGGUCAACCUUGUUGCUUUGUAUGGCAUUCGGUUAUAAUUUAGUAAUGGUGACUUGAGAUGAAUUUAAGAGCAAAUUUUAAGGAUUAAUUGCAAAGCAAAUGGAGCUUUGAAAUGAAAAAAUAUCAUCUCUCAGCAGAAGGAGUUACUGUACACCACUUCAUUUAACAAUCAUGGUUGUUUAUAGUGUGCUAAAUGCUACUUCUCAUCUUUUCGGUCAAGGGUACCUGUAUUUAACAGACGCCCAAAUUAUUAAGAAGGUGCUAGUGGGGCCAGUACCAAGGGCAUCUACUUAGUAAAGUGUGCCAUGUUCUUUUAAGGGAAAUAUAAAUUAAGAGAUGAUCAUGCAAUCCAGGUCCAUAUAUUUCUUAGCCUCUCAUGCAGAUGUUCUUUGGGGUUUGUCACGCAUUCCACUAACAACGUUAGAGGGGCAGGAAUGUGUGACAAACCCCUAAGAAUGUCUGCAUGGGAGGCUAUAUAUUUUUUAGAUUUUGUUAUGUUGUUAAGUAGUUGUAAUUUGUUAGACCUUAGUAGUUUUAAUUUAUUGUUUGGAUGUUUUUCUUAUUUAUUCAGAUGUGUUGGAAGAUUAUGAUGAUAUUGUAGUUACUGUCGGCAGUGGAGGAACGGCAUCAGGAAUUGCUAUUGGCAAUUACAUGACUAGCUCAAAACUCAAGUAAGGCUCCAGUUUGCAUUUGAAUAAUAGUUAUUUAGGACCAACUAUGCAGUUGCUUGUUUAAAAGAGAUAUUUGCACUUCGCUAAAAGUGUGUUAACAAAAUUAAUGUGCUAGACUGACCAGUUCAGUUUUCUAUGGAUUGUGAUUCAUGCAGAAAAAAAAUUGCCAAUAUUCCUUUAGUUUUUCCUCUGUUUUGGAAUAAUUUAUUUUAAAGGUUGAUAUACAGGUAGCCUUCAAAGGCAAAAUUGCUUCCUGAUUCCCACCUGUUUUCACUAACAGAGUGGUUUUCCUGGCAAAGCAAAGUAAUCUACUGUAAAAGUACAAAAUGAAAACAGAUUAUAUAGAAAAAAUGACUGAAGCAAAUGUUUUAAUUUUUUUUUGGCAUAAUAGUGUAAUAAACCUUUUCUCCCUGAGGUUCCUCCUUAGACUACUUGGUAAAAAAUAAACAACGACAACAACAACAAACAAACAAAAAAAUCACUGGCCUUUAAGCAGUAGUUAAGGCACUUACUAGUCAGUCAAAAAGAAAAAAAAAAGAAGAAAAGCAAACAGAUGUAAAUCAUCCAAACUGUCCCUAUUACAAUUCAAAAGCUAUGUUUUCUUUAUUUCUUUCUGCUUAAUUUCUUCUGUUCUUUUGUUGGGAAAAGUGAAAUUUUGUAUCUUCAUGGCUCAGUCAGUAAGAUUUACAAAAUGUUGUGGAUGUUGUAGAAAGGUUAAAGAGAUUUACUGCUUCUUAAGGAAUUAUUCAUGAGUAUACGGUUGAUAGUUUUAUUGGCUGAACUUUCGCUGGAGGGGGUUACUCCCAAUAAUGGCCUAUUUGGGGAGGCUCCCCCCAAAGGGGUACCAUUUUUUAGGCUGCAGGAGGGCUUCAGGUACAUGAAAAGGUGGAAAUUUCAAGUAUACGAAAGAGUAGGGAAACCUGUGGUUUCGGUCUGUAACUAAGGCCCAAAAGAGCUGACAUACGGAUCAUAUGAUUAUUUUUAUGGCUGUGAAAUAGUUGAUAAAAUGUUAUCGUUUGGUGAUUGAUUCAUUCAAAAUUCAAAGUGAAUUUAAAACAGCUAAAAGGGAUGCAAAGUUCUAAGCUUAACAGGUAUGUGGAAGGGGUACAUGAAAGAGACACCUUUUCUCUCAAAGAUGUGGUAGUAUAAUUAUAAAUGGUUAAGGGAUUGUACCUUCGGGCAAAGCCUACAGAAUGUAGUCCCUGUAUAUAACUUGGUAAAAAAAUUGAAGCUGUGAAAAACUUUGCUUUUUUUCAACUUUCUAGAUGCCAUGCAGUUAAUGUGUCUUACAAUGCAGCUCAUUUUUAAAAUAAAAUCAAUGAAGACCUUAGAAUUGGGGGAAUUGAUGUCAAAGCAGAAGAUAUUAUAGAUAUUAUUGGUGGCUACAAAGGAGGAGGAUAUGGCGUGUCAACUCAACAUGAGCUCGGAGGGUACACUCUUGUAGGACUGGGGUAAUUGUUUAUCAAACAGAUGAUAUUAUUGGUGGAUGAAAGGAGUGUGAGGAGGUGUGUCACAACUGCUGACAGGAUUGGUUGGGAAAACAAUGAACAAACAAAGUUAACAAUGAAAGUUGCUUGCUAUAAUUUAAUUCUAUACACACAAACAAAGACUUGGAUGAGGUUCAAAAGUGGCUGAAAUCCAAUAAACUCACAUUAAAUGUCAAAAAAACAAAAUAUAUGAUAAUUGGAAGCCACUACCGACUAAGGCAUUUAAAUGGUGACUUAAACGUUACUGUUAAUAGUCAACAAUUGACUCGGGUGACUAAUUAUAGAUAUCUGGGAAUAGAGGUUGAUGAGGUAUUGGGGUGGCAAUCCCAUUUAGAUACCAUCUGUAAAAAGGUAUCUGCAGGCAUAGGGGCCUUAAAACGUAUUCGUUCCCUGGUGCCUCGCCAAACCCUACUGAAAAUGUAUGAUGCUUUAGUCGCUCCUUAUUUUGAUUAUUGCUCCGAAGUCUGGGGAUGUAUGGGAAAAGGCCUGUAUGACAGACUCCAGAGAUUGCAAAAUAGGGCUGGGAGACUUAUAACAUUUAGUGAUUAUAAUACAAGAUCUGCGGAUAUCCUCCAAGACUUGAGAUGGGAUACCCUUGAGCAAAGACGCUCUAAACAGCUCGCAAUAAGUGUUUUAAAAUCUCUAAAUAACCUUUACCCUUAGAGUUUAAAGAACAUGUUUAAACCAACCUCCAGGGUUCAUUCUUACAACGUGCGAGGUGCCUCGAACAACAUUUUUGUACAAAGGCCCCGUACUGAAGCUGCUAAGCGGGCUUUUAGCUAUAGGGGAGCAGUCAUGUGGAAUGGCCUAGAAAAUGUACUUAAAGACGAGAUACAUCUCAACUCUUUCAACUCUGCCCUGUCUUUGUCUUGAACCAGGGACUGCCUUGAGGGAGUUGAGAUAGAAUUUAUUUUAGUUAUUUAAUGUACCUUUACGGUUGAUUGAUUUUUGUGUAAUUAAUUAUACGAUAGAUUUUCUUAAUAUAUAGAUAUAUUUUAGCAUUAAUGUAGUUUCUCUGAAAAUUUUGUUAUGUAAACGGCUCACUGGAAGAGCAUUUUUAAUGAAGUGAUACCGUUAAUAGAGCUUGAUUGAUUGAUUGAUUGAUUGAUUGAUUGAGACUCUACCUAGCAACUUCCAAAACUUCCCCCACUACCCCCAACUCUUCUUAUACAGUGUAGGUUGACCACUGAAUUUAAUUCGAAAACGUGUGUAAUCGUCCUGGCUUCUUCAAUUCACAUGACAUACAAUACAAUACAACUGCUUCCAGCUAAGUCUUUAAAGUUGGUAACAUUGCACAAUCUAUGACGUCAGAGGGUAAUAUUACCGAAAUCACUGCAGGGAAGGGGGAAUACAUGCUGAGAAUUGACGGAGUCAUCAUUAAAAUAGCAAUUGGUUGAGUCUUUUGGUGUGACUCGACAAGUGGUGUUCUUUGGUUUUAUUUUGACUUAUUUUACUUUGUUAUCAAAUUGGCCAUUUGCACUAAAAGGCAUGUGACAUCGUUUUUAUGAAAAUGAAAGUUACACGAUUUUGCCUUCGAAAAACGAUUAGUGGGUCAUAUCUUAAACAAAAUAAUACUCAUUUGGUUUUUCAAACCCGCACCAUUUUCUUAAAAUGAAUAAGUUCGUAAAUGGUCACGUGACCAAAAUGUGAUUUUUUUUAAAUUAUGAAUUACCUCUCUCUGAACACAAAUUUUGCACUUAAACUUCAAGGAAAAUGUUGAAAAGAUGAUGUGAUAACGUUUACAGCACAUCUGAGCGUAACUAUGAAACGCGGAACAAGAUAUUAGCAAGAAAUAGUUUUGGCAGCCAUGUUGGAGGGCAAAAGCAUGCCCUCCAACAUGGCGGCCAAUACAAAUCAUACUACUUUGCUGAAAAAUCAAAGUGCCAUAAAAUAUCUCCCUUAAGUGCGUUUCCUCUCAAAUUUCGGGUGUAAGAUAAUUUUUGUGUGCUCUAGCAAUUUUUGGCAUCAGCAAGAUUCCAACUCAUUGUUUAAAGGAAGCAUUGGUCACGUGACCUCUUAGUGCAAGUAGCCUAUUGCAGAGAACAUUCAGAUUUCGAGAACAACUGGAAUAUUGGUGGAUCCAGUAUACAAUAUAAAGGCGAUCAGAGGAAUGUUAACAGAGAUGACAAAUAAUCUUGGAAGAUUUAAAGGAAAAAGAAUACACGACAUCCAUACGGGACAAUUUUUC